AUGAUUACGAUCAUUUGUAAUUAUGUCUUCACGGGGCUUCUUGCCACCUGUGACAAAGACAACCGCACUCAGCAUCCAACACUCAUGCCUGCCACCAUAGUAGCUCGCUCUGAUCUUAAGCAUGAUUGCAGUUCUUUCAAUCCAAAUUUCCCUAGCCAUUACAAGCGCUAUGAAACUAGAAGUUUCACUAAUGCACAGGUGACACGCAGUACCGGCAAUGCUGCCAGCAGCCUGAGAACCCCCAGCGAAAAUCAAUACAAGCCAAAGCACCUGAAACAUGGGCCAGUUUCCCCAGGAUUGCUGCUGGGAAACAGAACUACAGAACCCCGGUCCAUCAAAACAUGCCUGCCUGUGGAGCAGGAGAUACAAGAUAACAAAUCAGUUGAUUGUGAAGAGGGUACAAACAAUGUUGCCACUACCGCAAUGUUGUAUGAUCAUGAUAUCCAGAAGUCCUACCACUCUGAACGCUUUACUCCAAAUGUACAAAAUGUUUUGAAGUAUUUAACUGGACUGGCUCCGGUAAAUACCUACAUGGAAUUCCAUGGUGUGAACCUGCGAGAAUUCAAAAUAAUAGAACACGAGGUGGAAGAAACGGGCUGCAUAUCGACAAAGCCCAGGUCGAGUUUAUCAAACUAUUUCUGUUUUGGUAAUGCUAAACUGAGCGCUUCAAGGCUCGCUUAUGACUAUAACAAACAUCUUCUUACCAUCAAUAUGCCUACAGUCCUGCAUGAAGCUUUUCACGAUGAUCUGAAGGAUUCGUUCACAUCCGCUAUCAAGGAUCUUCCUUACAAUCGCAAGAUCAUUUGUCCUCAAAGCAAAUCGGUCACGCCAGAUAUGGUCAUCUCGCUAACCGCCAUGCAGGGGCCCAUGCAAAAACUGCUCAUUCCCUACAUAGGAGAAAUGGCAUUGAUAGAGCAAUGGGAUCAUGUAUUCAAGAAAAUGGAAUCGAUGAUCGUUGCACGCCCAGAGAUCAUCUUGGCUAUGAUUGUAUUGGUACGUGAAGCCAAACGCUACACCUCCCCUCAAGAAGAUUCCAUCGCGACGGAUACGUUACACAACCAUUGCAAUGACGAAGAGAAGCCCAACCCCUUGUCUCUCGAAGAAUUUAUCACUCAACGUUCAACACUACAGAACUUCGAGGAACCCGUACAAGUCAGUGACCACACAUGGUGUCACGUCGAGUCUGUGGAGUAUUUUGUUUGGAUUAAAGGAGAUAAGGAUAGGGCGAUUGACAUGCAUAACGGCAAGCCAGAGGACAGAGCAUACAGUGUCUUAAUGCCCGAGCUGCACAUGGACGACGUCACAAAGAUAUUCGACCGAGGAAUGUCGCAGAUGAGAGACCUCUUCCUCUCAUUCCAGAAAGACCUUGACUUUAAGUCUGCUGUCGAUCAUUCCUCUCUUGCGAAUUUCAUCAUCCCGCUGUUCCCUAUUGACUGGCACCUUGGCUCUCUGGGAGUCCUGACUGCAGCGGACCUCACUGCAUACACACGCUAUGUCAACUGGCAUGAUGUGUGUUUCAGAGGCGCCAAGCGCACGCGUGAUUCGGAUUCGUCUUACAAGCCUUCGGAAUCGGAGCACGAUGGCAGUAGCUCCGAGUCUGGGGAAGCUCAUUCAUCGAAGCCUAGUGCACGCACCCCCAAAGUCCCCCCCCCAUCUUACGUUCAGAACCUUCACAGUUGGUCGUAG
Suillus fuscotomentosus is the source of this 1686-nucleotide messenger RNA. RefSeq lists its product as uncharacterized. The coding region runs from base 1 to 1686 and encodes 561 amino acids. The record is from RefSeq and is a predicted model, not a curated record. The transcript has 5 exons. NCBI's taxonomy places the organism in Eukaryota, Fungi, Basidiomycota, Agaricomycetes, Boletales, Suillaceae.